AGCAGAAUUGCAGGAUGGAAACACUUGACUUCUCCUCCGUCCUGUCUGUGACGGACAGGAGGAUGUAGAAUGAUUUUCAUGCUUUAAAGUUGCUGCAGGGAGGCGUGUGCAGUCUGAGGAAGGUCUCUUGACUCUAACGUCUGUCACCAUGGAUGAACACAAGACACAAAACCCACCAGUGAUUGCCUAGUAAAGUAUGAAUAUUUGUCAUUUCUAUUGUGCCCCACUGGAAGGAUGAUGACAAGCCAUGGAUGAGUUUGUUGUAAAUAUGACACUCUGCCAAAAAAAACCUGCUUGUGCAGUGUGAUGAAAGCUGCUGCAUCCACAAAUUAAUUACUGAGACAAGAUGAAUGUUUGAUCCCUGCGCUAAGACGAGCAGGUGGUUGCAUAUGUUUGAAGUAUGAAGAAAUGUGACAAUACAGUCAACAUUUGGGGAGAGCAUGAAUGUUUUGUUUGCAGAAGAGACCUGUCCAAAUUGCAGCGCCACCAUCAGUCCGGAUGUGGACGUUGUCAAAGUGGUACUUCUGGGAAUGGUGCUGGUGGUCUUCAUGGUAUUCGGUGUUCUUGGCAACAUCUUGGUCAUCCUUUCAGUGCUGUGCCAUCACCACUGGCGCUCUGUGACCCAUUACUUCAUCGCCAACCUGGCUGCGGCCGACCUACUGCUCAGCUCUGCAGUGCUGCCUUUCUCCGCCACCUCAGAAGCCCUUGGCAAAUGGGUGUUUGGGCGGGCUUUCUGCAGUGUCUGGGCAGCCCUGGACGUCCUCUGCUGCACCGCCUCAAUCCUCAGUCUGUGUGUGAUCUCCAUCGACCGCUACCUGGCCGUUAGCUAUCCUUUGCGCUACCCCUCCAUCGCUACUGGCAGACGAGGCCUGGCUGCAGUGGCUGCUCUCUGGGGAGUCUCCGCAGCCAUAUCUGUGGGCCCUCUGUUUGGCUGGAAGGAGCCUGACCCUGAAGAUGAGACAGUGUGCCGGAUCACGGAGGAGCCUGGCUAUGCCUUGUUCUCAGCAUUAGGCUCUUUCUACAUCCCGCUGGCCAUCAUCUUGUCCAUGUACUGUCGCGUGUAUAGUGUGGCAAAGAGAGAGACAGAAACCCUCAAGAGAGGAAGUGAUGGAGCGGGAGUUGAGACCGAGGGGGUGAUUCUAAGGGUGCACAGAGGGAACACUGCCCAGACAGGCAAGCACGAAGAGGACAACGGCACUGGGAGGUCGAAACAUAUCACCAACACUCUGUCCAAGAUGCUGAAAUUACCAAAAGAGGAGAAAGCAGCCAAGACCCUUGGCGUUGUUGUCGGGUGCUUCAUUCUGUGUUGGCUACCUUUUUUCCUGGUCUUACCAAUUGGAUCAAUCUUCCCAUCCUGCAAGCCUCCUGAGACGGUGUUUAAGAUAACUUUCUGGCUGGGCUACUUCAACAGCUGCAUUAACCCCGUCAUCUACCCGUGCUUCAGCCAGGAGUUCAAGAAAGCCUUUCACAACGUGCUCCAUGGCCGUUGUCUGAGGAGUGCCAAACACCAAGGACCUGAGGCCACCACCCACUCCACGAGUCCAGGACCAGUGUCUCAUACCUCUGAUUUGUCAAUCCCACGGGGUGGUUCUUUAUGGGGUUGCUGUGGGGCGCUGUCUUUGUCCUCUGCGACGGACGAUGUAAGUCCAGCAAUCCCGAAGAAGAGUCUACUGAGGUCAUGGUGUUUCUCAGCUGGUCCAACUCCAGUACCAGAGAACUGCUCAGCAAAGGUUUUACGGCUUUCUCUUAAUGUUACUGGUGAGGCAGUUUGACUGAGGUCUUGUGGAGUUUUUGGAAGGAUCACGAGGCUCCCAACCUGAAGGUUGCUGGUUCAAGAAUCUGGCCUCCUGUCACCAUCCUUGGCCAAGAUACUAGUAAAUGUGGCAACAGUUUCAAAGCGCCUUGAGUACCUUGAAGGUAGAAAAGCGCUAUACAAGUCAUAAGGCUUCUUGAGACGUCAUCUGAGUAAAGGAAGCUAUUUUUGUCAAACAACAGAACCCAUCAUUGAAUCGGAAUGGUGGUUUGAGGUUUAAUUUGGACCCUGUUUUCAGCAGGUUACUGAGACCAAAACCCACAGCUCUUAGUCUUGCAAAUGAGGUGAAGCCAGGGCCGAGCCAGAACAAUAGAUGCUAACAAGCCAGUAUCAGAGUCGUUCAUACCCAAUUCAGGGAGCGACACUUCCCUUUUAUCGGAGGUGUUAAUAACAGGAUAGGAUUAUACCACUACUCCGCCCAGGCUUAGUGUAACGAACCAAUAAGAGGAGGGUGUUGGCACACCAAUUCCGCCCACUCGUACUGUAUUUAAGGCCUAAGCUACCAGCACUUAUUAGUUUGCUGACGAAGCUCUUCGGAUGAGGAGCGAAACGUCCGACACCUUCUUCACAGAAGUACAGAUGACGUCUCAAAAAGCCUUUUCCUCGAUGGACAACUCCUGUACGACUGAGAGCCUACACAGACGUAUACAAGUCAUAGUAAUUUGCCAUUUAGUCGAUGAGGAUUCAGCCAUUCAUUUCCUUUGCUGUUUAUGCUCUGAAUUUAUAAAAUGUAACCCAGUAAAGUUCCACCCCGUUCAAAGGAAAUAAUACCUUAUUGAUUAGCAAGUGGCUGCAUAUUUUCCCAGUGGUCUGAACCUUUUAAUGCUUGCAAAUUCAAUGAUACAGGACAUAAAGGCUGCGACAAAGCAUACAACUGUACAUUGACUUUGGUCAACAAAAGAAUUGUCACUGUUGCAUGACAACUGGAACGGAAUGGGAAGAACAAUGUGUCAUAUCGGAAUGUAAUAAGAAGCCAGCAAGACAAAAAAAAGAAGCACAAAAUGCUCGAUUGUUGUUCUGUGUAGCAUUUUUCUGUUAAUUGUAAAUUGGUGGGUGACUCGCAAAAGGGAUUAAAACAUAUAAUAGCAC
Messenger RNA from Dunckerocampus dactyliophorus (ringed pipefish), 2902 nucleotides. Its product is annotated as alpha-1A adrenergic receptor-like. Gene Ontology annotation, molecular function: alpha1-adrenergic receptor activity. The transcript has 3 exons. NCBI's taxonomy places the organism in Eukaryota, Metazoa, Chordata, Actinopteri, Syngnathiformes, Syngnathidae. Gene Ontology annotation, biological process: adenylate cyclase-activating adrenergic receptor signaling pathway; phospholipase C-activating G protein-coupled receptor signaling pathway; positive regulation of cytosolic calcium ion concentration. The coding region runs from base 441 to 1772 and encodes 443 amino acids. Gene Ontology annotation, cellular component: membrane. The record is from RefSeq and is a predicted model, not a curated record.